Molecule: messenger RNA, 1119 nt
Organism: Cyclocybe aegerita
Lineage: Eukaryota; Fungi; Basidiomycota; Agaricomycetes; Agaricales; Hemipholiotaceae
Source: the annotation of a GenBank genome assembly
AUGAUUGUUCAUUCGUUUUCCGCCGUUCUUUCAAACACCCGCCCCUCCUCCCGUUACUCACAUAUAUGUCGCACGCACAUCGUUUGCUUAGCUCUUGUCCUGUCGUUGGCAUCUUAUAUUUAUUCCCCCCUAGAUCGGUUGCAUUUGGGACAGGCCUCCUUCUCUACUGCUCCUCAAUAUCCAGGAUUUGUUUGUAUCUUUACGCUCAAUUCUAUCAUAAUACCCCUAAUCCUUGAGAUGCUUCAUUAUUUUCCAUUUUUUUCAUUUUCCGAUUUCCGAUUUUAUAGAUCGCAACACCGCGGUACCAGGGGAGGAAGGAAAGGAAGUAGACUAACCGCGUACUCCGUAUUAGAAGGCAGUCGGCCAAGUGGUCGCGAAGUCCGAGCCUCGAGACACCAUCGCAACAAAAACAUGUCGACCACAACUCGCACUUCCCCCGCACCUCUACCAUCGACGAUAUGGGUUGCCAGCCGGCCUAGCACUACUGGCGCAGACUCGACCUCGACUCCCAUCCAUAUCAGCAUCUACCACCUGACGCUCACGACAGCACGGGCCCUACCAGGCCUCAUCGAAUACCUGAGGGACGUAUUCGCCCGGGUGGUGGAAGAUGGAAUGACCUACCCGCAGGAGGAACCGCUGACCCAGGGGGCGUUCGAGGCGUAUUUCUUCGCUGCCGAUGCCUUCAUCGGGAUUAUCGGCAAGUCGCCGAGGGCGGAUGUGGUCGAUGGAGAGCACCAGGCGACAGAUAUCGACGCUGAAAGGGAUGGGAGGACCUGGGAGGAAGCGGUCGCGGGCUGCUACUACGUUAAGCCCAAUUAUCCAGGACGGUCUUCCCAUAUUUGUAAUGCCGGAUUCAUCGUACCUCCAAAGCAACGUGGAUCGGGAUGUGGAUCUGCCUUGUCGAGGUCCUAUGUCCAUUACGCCCCGCGCCUGGGCUAUCACGGCAGCGUCUUCAACCUUGUCUACGUCAACAACACCGCGUCCGUGAGGCUAUGGGAGAAGCUCGGAUUCACGAAAGCAGGCCGUAUCCCUCAAGCUGGGCGACUCAAAAAGAAGGAUGGAACGGGAGAGGAAUACGUCGACGCCUGGGUCUUCUACAAAAAUUUCAUUCAAGAGUAG